AUGCCAGCGAGGAAAUAUUACUGCGACUACUGCGACAAGCAAUUCCAAGACACACCAGCCGAUCGGAAACGACACGUUCAGGGUAUUCAACACCAACAAGCCAAAGCUCGGUGGUACGAUUCCUUCAAUCAACACCACCAACAGAUCCCUAAUCCACCCCUUUGCUUUCACUUCCUCAACACGGGAUUUUGCCGUUACGCCCACUCUUGCAAGUACCUUCAUCCUGUUCCCAACAACGCUAUACACCCGUCUCCAAUCGUAAGCACACCCUCACCAGGGAAUGUGGUAGGAGUAUCACUGGGAAAUUUACCCCCAUCCCUGCAGCCUCCGCCUGAGGCUGGAUAUCCCCAUCUCCCCUUUGUGGAUUGGGGAUAG
Sphenostylis stenocarpa is the source of this 375-nucleotide messenger RNA. The record is from the annotation of a GenBank genome assembly. Lineage: Eukaryota; Viridiplantae; Streptophyta; Magnoliopsida; Fabales; Fabaceae.